Molecule: messenger RNA, 852 nt
Organism: Adineta ricciae
Lineage: Eukaryota; Metazoa; Rotifera; Eurotatoria; Adinetida; Adinetidae
Source: the annotation of a GenBank genome assembly
AUGCAACUCGGUGUACUAUUUGUUAUAUCUUGUCUCGUCCAUCAAAUCCGAAGUCAAGAUGCUGAUGUAUGUCAUUUGUAUGGGGAUCCUCAUCUGAUUCCAUUCUCUCAAGUGUCACAAUCGAAUCAGAAUCAGUAUUGGUGUAAAUUGUCGGGUGAACAGCAAAUUGUUCGAAAUAAUUUUGUUGAAAUCAAAGUAAAUAUGCGGGAAGGAGUAUGGUCAAUAGAUAAAUACACAUUGACGUUUUUCGACAAUGACCGAGUACUUUGCAAAGUAACGGACCAUGAACAAGUUUGUGAUAAUCAAGCGGUUCGAAUCACACGUCCAAGUUUAACACAUAUUGAAAUAUUCUACUCCAUCCCGAAAUUGUACAUCUCCAUUAUACCAUAUGAGUAUCUGUACAAAUGGUAUGAUAUUAGCAUUCUUAUGCCGAAUGAAUUCGUUCAUCAAUCCAGUGGUCUUUGUGCAGCACCAUUAGUGGACAAAUGCAUUGUUGAAAACGAGAUUCUACCAGAGAAUAACAUACAUCCGAUGUACAAAACAAUGUGUGAAGUAUAUCAAAAUGCUAGUGAACAAGCAAAACUUUCUCUGGAUUUACCCGUUGAUCAUUCUAUGCGUGAUCAUACUCUACUCGCAUGUAUUCAUGAUAUUCACAAUACAAACAACGCAGAUUUCGGUGCAAGUAUGGUCAACACGCUGGUAAAGGAUGGGAUAUUCAGGCAAUACAGUAACGAUACAACAUCGAUGACAACUACAGAUUCAACAAGUCAACCAACACCCAAUGGUUCACUGUCUGUGAGAUUGGUUCCAUGGGCUUUGAACGUUUGUUUGGUUUUACUUUUAAUAAAAUAA